AUGGAGGAAACAUAUCUUACAAAUGUUGAAGGCAUUAAAAAGACUAUUCUUCAUGGAGGAACUGGUGAGCUGCCAAAAUUUCUCACAGGAUCCAAAGUCACAUUUCAUUUUCGAACUUUAAAAUGUGAUGGAGAUCGAACAGUCAUUGACGACAGUAAACAAGUUGGCAGGCCAAUGGAAAUAGUUAUAGGCAACAUGUUUAAGCUGGAAGUCUGGGAAAUCCUCAUUUCAUCAAUGAGGAUUGGAGAGGUUGCUGAGUUCUGGUGUGACGUCAUUCAUACAGGCCUGUAUCCAAAUGUAGCCAAGAGCUUGCGCCGCAUUGUCGAAGGAAAAGAUCCAACAGACUGGCACAUUCAUACCUGUGGCCUUGCCAAUAUGUUUGCAUACCAUAGCCUGGGAUACGAUGACCUGGAUGAGCUGCAGAAAGAACCUCAGCCGCUUAUCUUUGUUAUUGAACUAUUAAAGGUUGAGUCACCAAGUGCUUACAAACGAGAAACCUGGGCCAUGAAUGAUGACGAGAAGCUUAAGGCUGUUCCUCUGCUCCACGGAACGGGAAACAAACUGUUCAAACUCGGCAGGUAUCCAGAGGCACUGGCAAAAUAUCGUGAAGGGGUUAUCUGCCUGAAGAACCUACAAGUAAAGUUAAAGCCCUGGGAGAUUCAAUGGCUGAAAUUGGAGAAGAUGGUUGUCACUUUAGUUUUGAACUACUGCCAAUGUCUUUUGAAAAUGGAAGAGUACUAUGAAGUGCUGGAGCAAACAACAGACAUCCUCAACAGGCAUCCAGGUACUGUAAAAGCCUAUUUUCUCAGGGCCAGAGCACACGCUGAGGUGUGGAAUGAAGCAGAAGCCAAAGCAGAUUUUGAGAAGGUUUUGGAGUAUGACAGUGGAAUGAUCAAGUCGGUGAGGAAAGAGCUACGGAUUCUAGAGUGCAGAAUGAGAGAUAAAGAAGAGGAGGAAAAACUACAGUUCAAGAGAAUGUUUCAUAAAUGAACUCACCACCAAAACAUUAUAAUACCUUACUGUAGUCAAUGAGUCCUUACACAAAAUACAGUUUACAUUUGGAAAGUUUCUUUUUCUUAAAUUUAUUUUCUUUUUCAUUAAAGUUAUACUUUCAUGUAAAGAACCCUAUUAGACAGGAUAAAUUUAAACAUAGGCAGAGAUGUGAUGGGAUAGUUUACAUUCUUAAAGCAAUUUUAUACCAAGAUUGUGGACCAAACAAAAUGUGGACUACAAGGGAUCACAAUUCUGAUUCUCACAACAGAAGUCAUCAGAAAAAACUGGUCCGGUUUGAAGACAGUACAGCAAUGAAUGCAAUGAAUUGAAGGUGUUUUCAAAAGAACAACUGAUAAUUGUAUGAUCAGUAACAACAGACAUCAACUUAGUUUCAUGUUACUUGUGUCUUUUGCCUCUUGACAUGCAUGGAGUUUGGACUGAUCUUAAUAGGAUGUUAGGGGAGAAAAUGAAUGAACAGCUGCUAUAAGGUGUGAUCUUAUGGAGGGAAGCGUAAGUCAGAGCAUCGUUAUUAGCUGUUAGACAAGUAUCUCCUUCUAAUUAUAGACAAUGGGUGCAGGAGUAGGCCAUUCAGCCCUUUGAGCCAGCACCGCCAUUCACUGUGAUCAUGGCUGAUCAUCCCAAUCAGUAUCCCGUUCCUGCCUUCUCCCCAUAUCUCUUGACUCCGCUAUCUUUAAGAGCUCUAUCUCUUUCUUGAAAUCAUCCAGAGA
Hypanus sabinus (Atlantic stingray) is the source of this 1721-nucleotide messenger RNA. RefSeq names its product aryl hydrocarbon receptor interacting protein-like 1 (gene aipl1). Gene Ontology annotation, molecular function: peptidyl-prolyl cis-trans isomerase activity; protein binding. The record is from RefSeq and is a predicted model, not a curated record. The coding region runs from base 1 to 990 and encodes 329 amino acids. The transcript has 6 exons. Lineage: Eukaryota; Metazoa; Chordata; Chondrichthyes; Myliobatiformes; Dasyatidae.